GGGCGAAGGCCGGGGCAUGGUGAUUCUGGCCACAGAGCUAGCCACGCAGCCCAGCUCCCUGGAGCUCGCGCAGUCGAGAGCCCAGGUCGUGGUUCCCCGGCGAGCGGGCCGGCACUGCGGGCUCCCCAGCUCUCCGCCUUCCCCGACACCCGGGCGGGCCAUGCGCCCGGGCUAGAGCGUAGCCGCCGGCAUGCUGCUCCCGGUGGUGCUCGCCGCUCUCUGCCUCGCCGCCUGCCCAGCGCCCGCGCGCGCCUGUCAGCUGCCCUCGGAGUGGCGACCCCUGAGCGAGGGCUGCCGUGCAGAGCUGGCCGAGACCAUCGUGUAUGCCAAGGUGCUGGCGCUGCACCCUGAGGUGCCUGGCCUCUACAACUACCUGCCCUGGCAGUACCAAGCUGGAGAGGGAGGGCUCUUCUAUUCCGCCGAGGUGGAGAUGCUGUGUGACCAGGCGUGGGGCAGUAUGCUGGAGGUGCCCGCUGGCUCCCGGCUCAAUCUUACAGGUCUGGGCUACUUCUCCUGUCACUCCCACACGGUGGUCCAGGACUACUCCUAUUUCUUCUUUGUCAGGAUGGAUGAAAAUUACAAUCUCUUGCCCCAUGGAGUCAAUUUCCAAGAUGCCAUUUUUCCGGACACACAAGAAAACAGAAGGAUGUUUUCCAGCCUCUUCCAGUUUGCUAACUGUUCACAAGGGCAGCAGCUGAUGACCUCGAGUGACUGGGAGAUCCAGGAAGACAACAGGCUCAUGUGCUCCUCGGUGCAGAAGGCCCUGUUUGAGGAAGAGGACCACGUCAAGAAGCUGCAGCAGAAGGUGGCCACCCUGGAGAAGCGCAACAGGCAGCUCCGUGAGCGGGUGAAGAAGGUCAAGAGGUCUCUGAGGCAGGCGCGGAAGAACAGCCGCCACCUGGAGCUGGUUAACCAAAAACUCAACGAGAAGCUGGUGGGCGGAGGUGCUCAGCAGUACAUUAACGCCCUGAGCCGGGAGUCCGCGCGCGCCCCCUACCUGCACGGGUAGCAGGUGCACGUGGAUGCAGGCCUGACUUGCCUGUCCCCGCAGACUGAGAGAAUAAACGUGGGUUCUGUACACGCACUUAUUUCAAACAUUGUAGGAGACACCCGUUGGGCAUUUGGUAGAGUCUAACUGGGUAAAAUGGCAAGUCUUACUUUCUUUUCCAUUGGGUGCUGGCCUUACUCGGCUUCAGACCCUAUGUGUGGCAUGCUCUUUUUCUGUUCUGGUGCCACACAAAUAGCUUAGAGCCCGGAGGCAGUAGAAUCCCCGAGUUCUGGGCCAUCUUGGGUCUGACCCUCAGCUUCUAGAGAGUCUCUUCAUUGUAGAGAGAACAUUCUAGAAGAUAACACGGGACUCCGCUUUUAUUUCAGAAGACAGUCUGUGAAUCCCAGAAACCAGAGCUGGCACAAGCAUGUAUUCUGAUGAGCUACAGUUGUAGAGAACAUUCUGGAAUGUUCUGCUGCUUUUGCUCAUGGUUUUAGACGCAGGGUGCCUACAUGCAAAUGUGUAGGUACCCGUACUCCAGGUAGCAUUUCCCUCACAGCCGAAGUUCAUUAAGACUUAAGGAGUUCAUCACAGGAUAACUGAGCAGGGAGCUGAGGCAGCUGGUAAUUGGUAAAGAUAAAUCACACCAGUUUUCCAGCCCCAGAUCCCCAGGGCUGACGUGAUACCUACAGGUUGUUUUACUCUAAAGAGCAGUUACUUUUGUGGACACACCAUGUUUCAUGAUGUCGGGACUCAAACUAGUGUCUAGUGCUUGCCAGGCAAGUCUCUACCAUUGAGCUCUACCUUCAGCCCUACUAUGCUUUUAACCAGAUUUCCUUUGAUGGACAUUUAAGGAUGUUUUCAACCCUUGUUUCCAAAUUGGAAUUUAGCCCUGACAUCACUGUGGAGUCUUAACUUGGUUUGCUCUGGCUGCUAAGCCUUUGAGUUUAAGGUCAGUGACCCCAAAACACUGAGACUGUUUACUCUGCAAAUGCAUCUCCCUGCCUGGUGGAACUUAGUAAGGGCCAUGUUCCCAUACAGGCUCCUAAAGGGUGUUGUCCAGGUACUCCAACCCAAGCUUCUACAUAAGCCCCAAGCCCUAUCUGGAAACACAUACAUGCUCUCUGCCCAGGUUCACCACAAAAGGUCUGUAGAUCCCCUGGUAGAAAUACUUGCACAAUAGUGCACUUUCCUUUAAACAGUUCUUUAACAAAAAGUUUUCUUUGCAAAGACAACUUCAAGGAAGUUCCAUAAGAGCGCUCUGACUGUCCUUACCACAGCCAAGACUGACCAUGACUCAGCUGUGUUAUUCGGAAGUCAGCAGAGUGGCUGCUGCUUCAUCUCUCCUGCUGAUGGACCUCCGGACCAAAUGCCCUUCCAUGUUGUCCCACCAACAGAAAGAAUGCUUUGGCUGUACAAUGUCAAUCAUGCAAAGUCUACUCCGUUCACAUGAGGCUGAUAAAAUGGCCAUUACUGUCACACUGCUACCUUUCUGCUUUUAGGAAGUCCGGGCAACUCUAUGAGAAGUAUCUUGUAUCAUAUGAGUAUUGUGCCUUUGGCUGGACUGGGCAUGAUGGGAACUUCUGUUCUGGGACCAAUAUUCCUCCACCCUCACCCCUUAGCCCCUUGAGCAGUGCUAUUCAUAAUUUGCUACAUAGGAGUGCCUUCUCGUUAACUCUCCUGGGGGAACAUUUAAUUAAAGCAGUUUUGUUACCUCCCAAGAGAAUAACAAGCUUAGAGGUGACAGAGCCAGGACUCAGAGAACUGUGGAAGCCAAGAUGUACUGUGUUCUGUUUUUCCAAUAAACACGAGCAGUGAUUCCAA
Molecule: messenger RNA, 2812 nt
Organism: Mesocricetus auratus (golden hamster)
Lineage: Eukaryota; Metazoa; Chordata; Mammalia; Rodentia; Cricetidae
Gene: Ccdc3
Product: coiled-coil domain containing 3
Exons: 3
Coding region: 191-1009 (272 amino acids)
Biological process (GO): negative regulation of gene expression
Cellular component (GO): extracellular region
Source: RefSeq, a predicted model, not a curated record